Messenger RNA from Onthophagus taurus, 1362 nucleotides. Its product is annotated as O-glucosyltransferase rumi homolog. NCBI's taxonomy places the organism in Eukaryota, Metazoa, Arthropoda, Insecta, Coleoptera, Scarabaeidae. The record is from RefSeq and is a predicted model, not a curated record. Gene Ontology annotation, molecular function: UDP-glucosyltransferase activity; UDP-xylosyltransferase activity. Gene Ontology annotation, cellular component: endomembrane system. Gene Ontology annotation, biological process: positive regulation of Notch signaling pathway; protein O-linked glycosylation.
UAAAUCCCUGUAGUUGUUGGUACACAAAACAUUAAAAAAAAAAUGUAUUUUAAGUCUUUUUUGUAUAUUUUCUUUGUUGUUUUUAUAAACUUAGUCGCGUGUUCAAGUGAUACUUGUUCUAAGUCUAAUAAGAGUAAUUGUAAUUUGUUAAAAAACGAAAAUAAGUACAACAAAGAAAUAAAUCAAAAUUACAAAAAAUAUUUCGAAGAAAUAAGCGAAGCGAAGAAGAAAUAUACACCAUGCGAAACUGAUAAAUGUAAAUGUUACUCAAAUGUGAUAAAUAAUGAUCUCAAAGCUUUUACUUCUGGAAUAACCAAAAAUGAUAUUGAGAGAGUUAAAUCAAAAGGCUCAAAAUAUCAAAUAAUUAAUCACAAACUAUAUAGAGAUAAAGACUGUAUGUUUCCUUCGAGAUGUUUGGGAAUAGAACAUUUCUUAUUGAACUUAUUACCUCAUUUACCAGAUAUGGAAUUUAUAAUAAAUUCAAGAGAUUGGCCACAAAUUCAUAAAGAUUAUGGCGUUUUUGGACCAGUAUUUUCUUUUAGUAAAACCAAUGAUUAUCACGAUAUUAUGUACCCAGCUUGGGCGUUUUGGGAGGGAGGACCUGCGAUUGAAUUAUACCCCAGAGGAAUUGGAAGAUGGGAUUUACAUCGUGAACAAUUAUCAAAAACAGCAAAUGAAACUUCUUGGGAAAGCAAAAUUCCAAAAGCAUUUUUUAGAGGCUCUCGCACAAGUUCUGAACGAGAUCCUUUAAUUUUAUUAUCAAGGGAACAUCCCGAAUUAAUCGACGCGAAAUACACAAAAAAUCAAGCUUGGAAAUCCGAAGGUGACACUUUACACGCCCCCCCUGCAAAAGAAGUUUCAUUUGAAGAACAUUGCAAAUAUAAAUAUUUAUUUAAUUUUCGCGGCGUAGCCGCAAGUUUUCGUUUUAAACACAUCCUUUUAUGCAAAUCGUUAGUUUUUCAUGUAGGUGAUGAAUGGCAGGAAUUUUUUUAUACCGCUUUAAAGCCUUGGAUUCAUUACGUUCCGGUUAAAACGACGGCUACAAAACAGGAUAUUUGGAAUUUAAUUGAGUUUUUUAGGGAAAAUGAGGAUUUGGCAAGGGAAAUUUCGGAAAAUGGGCAUAAAUUAAUUUGGAAUCAUUUAAAAAUGAACGAUGUUAAGUGUUAUUGGAGUAAGUUAUUGAAGAAAUAUGCCAAGUUGUUAUUGUUUAAACCUAGUUUGGAUUUAAAUUUAAUUGAGAUAAAAAAGUAAAAUGUUUAAAUAACUUUAUAGUAUAAAAUGCACUGGUGAAUGUCUCAUUAGGAAUAAGUAUUAAAAUAUUGAUGUGAUUAGAAAUGACAAUAAUAAUACUAUUUAAUAAUA